CUCCAGGUAAGGAAAUCAAAAUGACCUGACCUGGGGUAAUGAUGAGGGGACCACAGCAUCGGUUCUCGCGAUGGCGCCGCACAUGAGGCCUGAAAUGGAUUGGUACCAUAAAAUCACAGACCGCUUCUUUCGACUGUCUCUUAGGUUCCAACUGGGUACGGGGAUACACUAGGCAUUCCAUCCCUGAUGAAGUUGGGCGGCAAUCCACACGUAGUGGCUGAGGAUCUCCAACGCAGCAGCUCCCACUGCCAUAAUCGCAGGACUUGUUGGACUCGACGGCAGGGCCCAUGCCGUGGUGAUCGGUGCGAUUCGACCAGCCUUGUGGAGGAAGAACUUUGGUGCAACGUCACAGCGAUGACUGGAAUCGACCAUCAGUUCAUCAGCAACCCAGCUUCAGUUGUCUCGGGAAACAGAUCCUCAGCUUUGAUGGAGUCAGUUUGGCGGUAUGUCAUUCGGGCUAGGCGCCACGUAACCAAUGCAACAGCAGGGAAACCUGUCCUGGCUUGCCAAUGUCGACAGGCUUCGCGCAAAGCUCGGGGAAAACCUGGCGACGGACACAGUCAGCAACACGAGGGAAUUGAAUCAUCCCCUGCACACUUUUCAACUGAUAACGACUCUCCCUGGCCAUAUCACGUCACUGCAUCAGUCAUCUAUCUCGCAACUGUACGUACGGGAGUUGAUUUAGCACUGCCGAUAGUGAGGAAGCAAGGCGCCCAGAGCUUCUCCAUCCAACACACGAAGCUCUUGUUCGUUCCUGAAUGCAGCGCAGCGUCCACCAAUGAAGAGCCGCGGGGCAUUAAAAAGGUUAAAAGGCGAGCCGAGCAAGCAAGGGUCCUCGUGUGGGUCAUAGACGCGGGAUGCUGUGCGGCAAUCAAGCUCAGUGGACAGUCAGACAGAGCCACCCGUGCUAAGCCUUUCUCGGAGGGAUCUUUGCAGAGGAGGCGCAGGUGCUUCCUUGCCUGCAGUGCAGUGUGUCUAGCGGCCCUAACCACGGACUCACGGGCUGGUUGGUUGACCACACCCCAUGACUGUUCGGUGCACCCUUCUCUGGUCCUUCUAGCGCGGGGGCCGCCGAUAUUGUCUGUGCUGUGGCCGGAGUCAAUGUCAAGACUCUAGUCUAGUUAACGAAGCACCACUUGUUGAGAUGUUCUUGCGCGGUGAUGGCUUGGCCAUGGUCAUGGCUGUGAGCUUCGACGCUGUAGCUAGGAGCGGCUUGUGCUGCUCAGUACCUUGGU
Molecule: messenger RNA, 1235 nt
Organism: Emericellopsis atlantica
Lineage: Eukaryota; Fungi; Ascomycota; Sordariomycetes; Hypocreales; Bionectriaceae
Exons: 1
Coding region: 187-1116 (309 amino acids)
Source: RefSeq, a predicted model, not a curated record